Messenger RNA from Capronia coronata CBS 617.96, 1671 nucleotides. RefSeq lists its product as uncharacterized. The record is from RefSeq and is a predicted model, not a curated record. Bases 1 to 1671 code for a protein of 556 amino acids. Lineage: Eukaryota; Fungi; Ascomycota; Eurotiomycetes; Chaetothyriales; Herpotrichiellaceae. The transcript is spliced from 5 exons.
AUGGCGACGCACGAUUACAAGGAGGCUUCGGCCAUUGCCCGUAAGAGGAGGGCUGCCAACAUUGCCGCAUUCUACAAGACGCCUACGUGGAAGGAGGAAGACCUCCCCAAGAAUUUGACCGAGUUUGCCCUGAACUCGGGGUACUAUACGGACGCCGAACUCGCCAUCAUCCAAUCCGAGGCAGAGGCCAUCCUCGAGAACAUCAAGACCAGAAAAUGGACCGCGCUUGAGGUUGCACAGGCAUUUUGCAAGGCCUCGGCUCUGGCCCAGGAAUUGACCAACUGUGUAACUGAAGUCCUUUAUCCCGAAGCCAUGGCGAGAGCGAAAUACCUCGACGACUAUCUCGCGCGGACGGGCAAGACCAUCGGUCCGCUCCAUGGUCUGCCCAUCUCUCUCAAGGACUGCUUUGUCACCGCUCCCCACCCGAGCAGUAACGGAAUGGCCUGUUACGCGAAUGACCCCAUGGAGAAGGAUUCCCUGUUGGUGAACAUCCUUCGAGACCUCGGGGCCGUCUUCUACAUCAAGACGAACGUCCCUGUGGCCAUGAUGAUGGCCGAGACCAACAACAAUGUGUGGGGUGAGACGCGGAACCCUCUUCACAAAGGUCUGAGUCCCGGUGGGUCCAGCGGCGGAGAGGGUGCCAUGAUCGCCUUCAAAGCAUCCCCCCUGGGACUCGGGACAGAUAUCGGCGGCAGUGUCCGAAUCCCAGCUGGAUGGUGUCACUUGUACGGCCUCAAACCGAGCUUCGGUCGGUACCCAACUUAUGGCGGGAAAGCUGGGAUAUCCGGACAGGAAUUCAUCCUUGCCGUCAACGGUCCCAUGUCGAGAUCCUUGAAGUCCCUUCAGCUGUACUCCGAAGCCGUCUUAUCAGAACAAGUCCGUCCUUGGGACUACGACCAUAAAUGCAUCCCUAUUCCAUGGAGGAAGAAUGUCAUCCAGCCUCCCGGGCGCAAGCUCAGGUUCGGAAUUGUGGGCAUCGACGACGGCCUGGUGACGUGCCAUCCACCCGUGGAAAGGGCCCUGAAUAUGACCAAGGAAGCACUAGAACGCCAAGGCCACGAAGUGAUCCCUUGGUCGACCGAGGAGCAUGAAGCCAUUGUCAAGAACCUGCAAGCCGCGUUUUUUGACCUAGGCGGCGCCGCAAUCAUGGAUCUGGUCAAACCCUACAAUGAACCCGUCUUUCCCUCCAUGCAAGGCUACGCGAUCGCUGCCGCCGCCGGGGAAGGCGAGCUCGGCCCGACCAGGUUGCGCAUGAUGGUCCUGCGCCGCAACGAGCUCCAGAAGGCCUACCUCGAUCGCUGGAACGCGUCUGCAACGGACGGGAAACCGCGUAUCGACGGUAUCAUCCAGGCGGUAUCGCCUUGGGCCGCCCCUAGGCUUGGAGAAACACAGCGUUCUGGCAUGUAUGUUGGAUACACAGGAGUCUGGAACCUCCUCGAUUUCGGCGCCUGCACAUUCCCCGUGACCUUUGCCGACAAAACCCUCGACAAAGCGCGAGACAUGACGACGUUCAAGCCACUAAGCGAUAUCGACGCCCGCAUCCAGGCCGAGUACGACGCCGACUUCUACGACGGCGCCCCCGUCGCGUUGCAGAUCGUCGGCCGCCGCCUGGAAGAGGAGAAGAUCCUGGAGAUGUGCGAGGUCAUCGACAAUGCCUUGAAGGCCUCUUGA